Molecule: messenger RNA, 216 nt
Organism: Plasmopara halstedii
Lineage: Eukaryota; Oomycota; Peronosporomycetes; Peronosporales; Peronosporaceae
Exons: 2
Coding region: 1-216 (71 amino acids)
Source: RefSeq, a predicted model, not a curated record
AUGAACUGCAAUCGCGCCCAUCAUACAAUCGUCUUAGCUGAGCCUCAGUAUCAGGAGCUCCACCAUUUACGCAAUCAGCAAUUCCAGGUGGACAAGAAUCACAAAUACUCGGGCGUUGACCUCGUUGCCUCUCCCUCCGACAUACCACCAAAUACCACCAGGUUCGUUCGUGGCCGCCGUCAUAAAGCUUGUCGGAUCCAGUCUUUGGAUGAAUAA